UCAAGUCGCCGACAACACGGCAGUCUUGCUCCACGCGCCGGUCGACCAGAGCUCGUGCAAGCCACAGAGAGGGCGUAUGCUGCAGUCGAAGCACUUGGAGGACAUCCAGCCACUCGUGCAGCCUCUCCUGCUGGUGUAACCAGGCCUAGUGGCACACUUUUGGUUGUUUAUGCAGGUUCACGAACUCGUCGGAGUCAGGCGCGAAUUCCACUCUCGGGGGAAUCUGUUUGAACUCAUCGAGGUCUGCGGUCAGUCAGCCUGAACCACUUACGCGCAAGACAGCUGUAGCGUCCUACUCGGAGAUAAGAAAAGAUACUCGGGGGUUUGCUUCAGUCGUCAAAUGAACUGUUGGUAGUCAGUUCGUCUUCGAUUAGUUCGAUUUGCUGUUGGAGAUACUUGAAGACACUCCGCCACCGGUCGGCGGGCUGCUGCGACUCGGCUCGCCCUCCCCGUCCCCGCGCGUCAUGAGGCUGCGUCGCCUGGCGGCGUGCGCGCUGUGCGCGGUGUGCGCAUGCGCACUGGCGGCGCGCGCCGCCCCGCAGCAGGACAGCAACAACGUGUUCGAGUUCCCCGUCGAGCUGGUGGGCUUCCCCGUCAUCGUGGCGGCCGUCAGGCUCGCCAACUUCUUCCGCAAGCUCGGCUACACGCUCAGCCCGCGCACGUACGCGGAGCGGACCCGGAGGUCGGCCUGGGCGCCUCUGGACGCCGCCCAGGUGGAGAAGCAGCUGGUGGCGGAGAUGGGCGACGAGGUGUGCAUCUACGAGGACGUGUGCGUGCGGCACGCGGAGGAGGCGCUGCGCAGCGGCGCGCCCGGGAACCACCUGCCCGACUGGAGCACCGUCCUCAGGGAGUACGAGUCGUCACCGCCGCCGCAGAGGGAGCACCGCCUGCUCAGCGUGUUCCUGGGAGACAUCGUGCACUCCCCCGAGUUGUGCCGCCAGCUGGCCAAGCGAGGCCGGGGCUGUCCGUCAGCGCCUGCCGUGUAGGCCACUCGCCACGCCACCUCGAGCGCCUGUCGUGUAGGCAAACAGCCACGCCACCAGCGGCGCCUGCCGUGUAGGCUACCCGCCACACCACCCUGAGCGCCUGCCGUGUAGGCAACACCAGGGGCGUCUCCCGUGUAGGCCACACACCACGCCACCCCGUGCUCCUUCCGUGAAAGCUUCCCGUCAGGCUUUCUGUUCAAGCUUGCAAAACUAAACUUUAUUCAAGCUUUGUUAUUAGUUAAAACCACAAAAAUAAAGGCUGGCAUAAAAAGCAGUACUCGAUGUACUCACAUAUGCUCGCUUGUAUGGUCGUCAGCCGAUGACUGGUUUUGGGCCCGAACCGAGCGCUGGAAUUAUUCCACGUUCAUUCAAUACUGAGACAGAACAAUACCACCCAACAGCUGCGAGCACUUUAGGAACCGACACAGCUUCGAGAAGGCGAACUAAUCUAGUGUUGGAUGGAGUAGGAUGGCAAAUUCGUUUCCCCUUCGGUAGUCAGUCUGUGGCGUAUUACAUCAACUAGUAAAAGUUUGAACCCAACAGUAUUGUAUACCCCUAGCAUUGACAGCCUUUAAAUAAAGUAUGUCUGUUUUUUACUGAAGGAAUUAGUCUUGAAAUGAACUUUAAGUACGCCUGUCACAGGAACCUUAAUUGUUCAAGAUUAAAGCAAAUUCAAUUCUUACACGUAUUAUUGUCAUUGCAGGGCUUUUCUUUAAGUACUUACCUGAAAACUUUUAAAAUCAGACAUAUUGAAAUUUCUUGUACAAAAACAUUUUAAUUUAUGUUUCUAACUUUCACAUUGCCUCGCAUGGCUCCAUUUUCAAUAAAAAAAUGGGAAACAUAGUUUAAAACUGUCAUGUUUCAUUGCAAAUUAAUUACUGUAGUAAAUAUUAUUAUUGGAAGUAUUCGAGUAAUAUUAAACAUUUAAUUACUAUCACAUCAAUACAGGAAUCUAGUUAUCUGGCAAUAAUGACUUAAGAGUUGUGGAGGAAGAAUAUUCUUCCAUAAGAAAAGUGAAAGAAUUCACGCAGGCCUUUUAAAAUGUUAAAAUCCCAAAGAAUUAACUACACAUAAGCUUUAAGUAAAAUAAGUGUAACUAAAACAAAGCAACUUUCAUAGUUAUCAUUUGUUCAUUAAAAAAUAGUCAUAUUGUUUAUGUAUUAGAUUUCGAAGUUGAGACAUAUUGUAAAACCAUAUUUACAUUUCAGUCAAACUUAAAGAUGUAAAAUGUUUACUUGUGUUUCCUAAAAAAUUGCUUUAAAAUAUGCACACUAAUGUUUAAAUACGUUCACACAAGAUAGAAGCUCAUGUGUGCACGACAAAAACAUGUAAUUUAAACCUACACCACUUCAUGGUUUUUUUCGGAGACUUUAUCUCUGAAUGUAUUGUAUUCAUUAAUUUUUUAAUUAUUUAACAUGGCUCCGAGGUAAUUAUUUGGCAGUUUCUUUUGUUGAAAUUUUUUUAUUCGUGUAGCUAAAACCAUAAACUAGUUGCUCACAAGGAAAAGUGUUUAAGGGUGUUAGUCACUGCACAUGGAAAUAAGUAAGUAAUGUUGAGAAUAAUCUCAUUCAACAAAAUAUUGAAAUUGUAAUAAAUAAAAGGAGCUUUUGUUUACAAAUAAAGAGAGUAAAUUUGUAAA
Molecule: messenger RNA, 2625 nt
Organism: Bacillus rossius redtenbacheri
Lineage: Eukaryota; Metazoa; Arthropoda; Insecta; Phasmatodea; Bacillidae
Exons: 4
Coding region: 465-986 (173 amino acids)
Source: RefSeq, a predicted model, not a curated record